Messenger RNA from Lithohypha guttulata, 825 nucleotides. RefSeq lists its product as uncharacterized. The coding region runs from base 1 to 825 and encodes 274 amino acids. The record is from RefSeq and is a predicted model, not a curated record. Lineage: Eukaryota; Fungi; Ascomycota; Eurotiomycetes; Chaetothyriales; Trichomeriaceae. The transcript has 2 exons.
AUGGGCGUCUACUACGAAGUCAUCCCACCCUCCCUCCAAACAUGGAUCAUGGACCAAAAAUGCUUCUGGGUCGGCAGCGCACCACUCUCCGGCAAAGGCCACAUCAAUAUAUCGCCUAAAGGCGGUCAGUAUUUCGGCAUCAUAGACGAAAAGACGUUCUGGUACCAAGACCUGAGUGGCAGUGGCAAUGAGACUAUCUCGCACUUACAUGAGCCGGGGAAUGGACGGAUCGUGAUCAUGUUUAAUGCGUUUGAGGGGCCACCGAAGAUUGUUAGGUUGUGGGGAUAUGGUCGUGUCCUUGAAUAUGGCACACCAGCUUUCAAAUCUCAUGUCGAGCAGUACAAAGUCAACACCAUCCCAGGCACGCGCAGCAUAAUCAUGGUUGACAUCCACCAGGUCGGUGGCUCAUGUGGAUGGAGUGUGCCAUAUUACGACUUCAAGGACUACAGACCUGUCCUCAACGAUUUCUUCGAGAAGAAGCAGAAGAAGUUUGAGGAAGGCGCCGAGAAGGAGGAUAUGGAUAGGUAUUGGGCCUGGAAAUCGGCAUGGAGCAUGGAUGGCUUGCCUGGAAUGAAGCGUGGUCUGGAAGUCGGGAAGAGGGAGAAUAUUGAACCGCUGAAGAAAAUGGUCGGUCCCUUGGCACCUAAAAAUGGGUUUGUGCAUUCAGACGGUUUCACGUUGGAGCAAGUCAUUGUGGUGUUUAUUGUCGCUUUCAUUGCUGGUAUCAUGGCUGUUACCUUGAGUCCCGCUGCUCUCAAGAAUGUCCUGGCACUUGUACCUGGGCACUCGAGGAAUGCGGUCUGGUUGCCAAAGAGUUUGAGGUAA